UCUGGUAGUCUGAGCGAUCUGCUGGAGGCGGGAGCCGCCGUGAACGCACCUGCAGAUGCCUUUGGUCAGUCUCCAGCUCACCUGGCUGCCUGCGGCGGGGGAGCCUUCUUCCUACUUUGGCAACUGCAGACGGGAGCAAAUUUGAACCAACAGGAUUGCCUUGGAGAAGCCCCGAUUCAUAAAGCAGCAAGAGUUGGGAGUUUGGAAUGUCUUGCUCUCCUUGUUGCUGGCGAUGCCAAAAUUGACCUGUGCAACAACAGUGGACAAACAGCAGCAGACCUCGCACUGGCUUACGGCUUUCUGGAAUGUGCCAACUUCCUCAGGACAACUCAGCACACUCAGACAAUGAAACUGAGAGGACAGUCUGGCUACUCACCAAGGGACAACCGUGGCUUGCUGAGAGAGGAUCCAGCUGCACAGAAACAAGAAGGUGAAACCACCAGAUCCAUAAACAGGAAGAGGAGAAGAUCAGGUGGUGUGUAA
Nestor notabilis (Kea) is the source of this 483-nucleotide messenger RNA. Its product is annotated as ankyrin repeat domain-containing protein 37-like. NCBI's taxonomy places the organism in Eukaryota, Metazoa, Chordata, Aves, Psittaciformes, Psittacidae. The annotation marks the transcript as partial. Gene Ontology annotation, molecular function: protein binding. The transcript is spliced from 3 exons. The record is from RefSeq and is a predicted model, not a curated record.